Molecule: messenger RNA, 1385 nt
Organism: Amoebophrya sp. A25
Lineage: Eukaryota; Dinophyceae; Syndiniales; Amoebophryaceae
Source: the annotation of a GenBank genome assembly
AUGCAUCGACUUUUGCGCAUAUCACCAACCUCAAGAACCACCACAGCCAGAAGCUUCAACAUCAUGUGCAUGUCUUCUGGGACGUCAUCCUCGAGGAUACUACUUCGUCAAGGAGGAGAUUCAUCCAGCUCCAGCAGCUCUAGGAGGUCAUUCGCGUCAAUUCCUAAACCAGCAGGAGACACAUCAGCACCAGUCAGCACAAGCGGUUCAUCAUGCGACGAUUGCACAGGGUGCGACACUGAUACGACUUCCUCAUCGCUUCUGUCAGACUCGGAGAAGGGCAUCAUACGGCAUGAGCAUAGAGGAGCGAAGGUGGAGAACCUGAUAAUUCAAAGUCUGAUGGACGGUGGGACACCCUUUUUCUCCAUGUUCGGUCCUUUGAAACCAGCGCAGAAGAAGAGGCUGUGUCAUCUGAGCACAGUGGACAUGACGCAGAGUGCGAGUGGGACGAAGAGUUUAUGUUGGGAAGUCUAACGAGGAUAACAUCGAAAUCGAUUACAGUAGAGUAUUAAUUUUCUUGCGAAGGUAAACGACAACAUCGAUUACAGUUGCGAAGUUAAACGACAACAUUGAAUGGCUCCGGUAUUUGGUAGACUGAAUUUGAUCACAAGGAUUCUCCUCCUGUUUUCCCUUAUGAUCAAAAUGAGGCUACCAAAUACCAGAACAAUACAAACGUCGACUAAUACAGUAGGGCUAGAGGAUUUUCCUAGCUCCGAGGACGCAACACCAGAAUCGUGUAGAGAGAAUGAAGUUCUAUAUAAAUAGGCUAAAAAAAAAGCCAAACAGACACCACCUCUAGAUUAGGUACAAUCAUCAAUCAUCAAUCAUCAUCAUCAUCAUCAUCAUCAUCAUCAUCAUCGUCAUCAUUCUCAACAUUGUUUCCACCAAUCUCAUGAAGAGGAUCAAUCUUUUCCCUUUGUCAUUCAAAACGGUUUCCCGAAGCUCUUGCAGAGUCGCAGAGAUGAUCGUCACGUGCGCCGAUUGUGGGUUGAGCAAACGCGUGGAAACGCCCAAGGACUUCCUAGACCCAGAGAGGAAUAGUUCGGGGCAAGCACUCCUGGCAGUAUGUCCUAGCUGUUGUAUUUUGGUGAAGUAAGGUAGAGCUGGAGGGCUCCUAGGUGGGACAUGCACUGGACAUCGUAGAAACAGAAGUUACAAAACCCAAGGUCCUUCCUUGAAGAUGUUCCAAAGAUAUUUUUUUGGUACAAAACAUAGAAAACGGUCAAAUAAUUUUGGUCAUGAUGAUGUUUCUCUCCGCCUGGCGAGAGCAUGGUCGAAGAGCCUGUAAGUGAUAGUGAACGACGACAAGAGUUGUUCGGAAUGUCCUGAUAGAUUCGGUUAUCGGCGCGAAGGAUGAUUGGGGAAGGUGUCGGUUUCGGUGCAAG